UCAACAUUUCGUCGUAACUCGUAACUAUUCCCUUUCACUGAUCCCAGUUGUUUUGUAUACUGUGUUAGGAGUGUGUUUGUUUUAGCUUAUGAGCUACAGAAAAAGAUCAAACAAUUCGACUAGUGGUUGAUUAUUGGUCAAAUAUACGCUCUUCUGAAAUAUUAAGUCAUUCAUAUUAUAUGGUUCUCACAACAUUUUCGUUAAAAAGUCCAAGACCAACAAAAUUAGGUAAUGUGGGAUAAAAUUAAAUGAAUAUCUGUAUACGGGUGUCAAUCGAAUAUAAAAUGCCCCUGUCCGAAGUGAGAAGAUGUGUAACCAUCAAAUUUACAUUAUUAUUGAUGUUAGCUGCUGUUGCUUUAGCUCAAUCGCCAGAUAGUAACUCAAUAGUUGGCCCAAAUAAAGCUAAUGGAGGUGCUGUUGCAAAGUUCCGUAAAUAUUUUUCUCAGUGCAAAACACAUACAGUUGAAUUUGACGAAUGUAUAAAGAAUGCAAUCAAUAAUGUCAGACCAUAUUUUACAACAGGUGUACCAGAACUUGGAAUUCCUCCAUUUGAUCCGUUUUUCGCCAGUGAAGUCAAACAAAGUAGAGGAGCUGGUGCAUUUGGUUACAAGUUAACUCUAUAUAACGUUACUGAAACCGGAUGGAGACUUUCGGAAAUUAAAAAAUUCAAAACUAACUUCAACACGAAUACAAUCAAACUUACACAUUAUUUCCCUGAGAAGUAUUUAGAAGGUUACUACGAGGCAGAGAACACGAUACUGCGACCUGGAGUUAGGACAAUUGGCCAAUUCAAUAUGACUUUAUACGAUUAUAUCCAAACAAUGACAAUAAGCAAACCAAAAAAUACAAAUCAAAUCAAAGUAUCUGUGCAGCUCGAAGAAAUUGGAAAUAUGUCUCUGCAUAUUAGCAAUCUUUUGCGUGGAAGAGUUAUCGUUGAAAACGUUUUGGACAGAGUUAUAAAUGCGUCAUGGAGAGUUGGUUUGCCAGUUGUGAAACCACUUAUAAACGACCUUGUUGCUUCAGCUUUUACAAAAAUUUGGAACGACGUUUUUAAUGAUUUUGAUUUUAGUUACUUACUGCCAUAAAUUAUUUAAAGCCUACAGGUCCAUAUUUUAUUUCGUCUUUAUUAUUUGGCCAUUAUGACAACACAUAGUUAUAAAUCUUAAUUGUAAAAUUAAUAUAGUUUCUUUCAUUUCAUUAUAAUUUUUGUCAUCAAUCAUUGUUACAAUAUUAUCAUUUUAUUUAUCAUAUACAUCAUAUUACUGUUUAGUGUUUGUUAAAUAAUGUAAUGUAAUUAUAUGUUUAUCAAAAUAUCAAAUUAUAUACAUUUUAUUUAGUUUUAACUUUUAAGAGUGUAAUAUACAUAAAUAGCAGUAUAGUUUAUCUAUCAUAAUACAAGGAAUAAGAAAAGUAUUAAAAUAUUUAAGUAUGUUAAAUAUUUUUGCCUAAUAUUAUAUUUUCAAUGUGACGUGCAUUAUGUACAGUAUUAAAAUGCUGGGAAAUGGUAACCGAUAAAGUAUUAUGUAUAAAUAUUGAAUAAACUCGUGCUAUGAGUCAGUCAAA
Messenger RNA from Myzus persicae (green peach aphid), 1563 nucleotides. RefSeq lists its product as uncharacterized. The record is from RefSeq and is a predicted model, not a curated record. Bases 249 to 1085 code for a protein of 278 amino acids. NCBI's taxonomy places the organism in Eukaryota, Metazoa, Arthropoda, Insecta, Hemiptera, Aphididae. The transcript is spliced from 7 exons.